AUGCUCACGAAGCUUGCCCUCCAGCAUUUUGUGGAUGACCAGUGGGCGAUGUUUCCGCCGGUAAUCACGGAGUUUGCGCGGGUUACCAUGCAGAACUUCACCGAGCUGUCUUCCUGGUUUACAUCCGAACAGAACUACCUUAAGACAAAUUAUCAAACGAUUCGAGACGCUCAGCAGAUAGUGCAGAACACAGACCGCUUUCUGAGCUCGGGAAGGGAGGAUCUAGCCUCGUUCAAGGAGCAGAUUGAUCGCCGAGUGAAGACCUUAGAAACAGACAUGGAGUUUAAGCUGGCUUCUCUGCAGGAGCGACAGCGUCAGAUAGAGGAGCAAAUGAAACAGAUUAAGGCAGGAGUCGAGCAGCAGAUAGAGCUCAUGAACAACUCCAUCCUUGAAAGCAUUGGGCCCAAGUUUGCUGAGAUUCAACGGCAGAUUGACAGUGCUUGUGUCGGAGACAUUUCAGGUGCAGCAGCCGAUAGGAUCGCAUCCCUAGAAAAGCGCUAUGCAGACCUUCUCGCCGACUUGUUCACUCGUUCUGACGGAUUCGCCACCCAAUUCGACACGCUUUACAAAGAGUACGUUCAGUCCACCGCAGCGUUCUCUGAACUGACAGAGGCGUUCAAGCUGGAUCUCACCUCUCAGACAAGCAUCAUACGAAAGUGUGAGGCAGACUUUCUAGAGGUAUCUCAGAAAAUGGACGCCGAAAGGGCACGCAUUCCCGCUCUUGCUAGUCAGAUAGAAGCACUAACUGAGAGAGUGGUUGCUGCGGAGGACAAAUAUCCCGUCUUGGAGGCAUUGGAGCUCGGCAUGAAGACACUCGAGACUAUCAUGAUCCAGCAGGACAGCGAAGACAAGAGCCUAGGAAAUAGCUAUAAGCAGCUCUGCGUGAAGUACGACAGCAUGAAGCUCUUUCUAGAAACCGAAGCCCGCUCUUUGCGUGAUGAGAUGGGAGAUUGCGAGGAGGCAACCUUGCAUUCCUGCGAGGAGAUGCGGGCAGCAGUGGCCCAGCUUGCAGAUUCAGUGCAGGACCUUGAGGAGGAUCUGCUAUUCCAAAUCAAUAACUGCAAGAGCCUUCUCGUUGGCACCAAUGUUUACAAGGAGUACGAAGUGUUUCGCCAAAAGUCAUACGAUGAGCUCGUUGUGGACAGUCAGAGGAAUGCAACUUUUGCGUUCUUGAGUCCUUUGGAGAUGCGACUGCACAGGGUAGAGAAUCUGCUCAUUGACCACAUGGCUCAGCCAGGACACGGCAGAGAAAAACCACCACAAAGAGCAUGA
Molecule: messenger RNA, 1272 nt
Organism: Giardia duodenalis
Lineage: Eukaryota; Fornicata; Diplomonadida; Hexamitidae
Exons: 1
Coding region: 1-1272 (423 amino acids)
Source: RefSeq, a predicted model, not a curated record